Messenger RNA from Sorex araneus (European shrew), 2383 nucleotides. RefSeq names its product U-box domain containing 5 (gene UBOX5). The record is from RefSeq and is a predicted model, not a curated record. Gene Ontology annotation, biological process: protein polyubiquitination. Gene Ontology annotation, molecular function: ubiquitin-ubiquitin ligase activity; ubiquitin protein ligase binding. Lineage: Eukaryota; Metazoa; Chordata; Mammalia; Eulipotyphla; Soricidae. The transcript has 7 exons. Gene Ontology annotation, cellular component: nucleus. Bases 412 to 2076 code for a protein of 554 amino acids.
GGGCAGGGCUUUUUGGGCCUCGGCCGCUGCCGUCUCCGCGCGGCAGGCGGAAGGAGCGGGCGGCUGGCCGGAAGUGCGGGCGGUGAGCCCCGAGAGUGGCCGGGGAGGAUGGCGGCGCGGCCGUCGGGCGUGCGCGGCUGAGGAGCCACUCGCCUAAGCGGUCGGCGAGAUGCUGGCCGGGGCUCGGGGCGCAGCCACCCCAGGGAUGCCACGGGAGAGGCACCACUUCAGCCCGCACGAAAGUGAAUUCGACGUGGAUAGCCUGAGCGGGCCCUGAGUAUUCUCGAACCGUAGUUCCGCAUCUCAUGGAAGGUACAGAGUACGUGCAGACCCCAAGAGCUGGCUGUGGGCUGGAGAGAGAGCACAGCAGGCCAUUUCUCAUGCCCGGAAGCUCUCCUUUUCUCCACAAAGAUGGUAAUAAAUCUUUGCCUUCCACAAUUCAGACCAAGGAUUUCCUGCAACAAGAUAUCGGCGGAUGGUUACGAAGUGGAGAACCUCAUCUCUGAGGACGCGGCCAAGCGGGGCCGCGGCUUCCGGGCGGAGUACUUCAUCAGGCCGCCCGUGCACGUCACCGUGUCCUUCCCCUUCAGCGUGGAGCUCUGCCGCGUCAGCCUGGACCUGGCGGGGGGCGGCGUCCAGGGCGCCACCGGCGUGGAAGUGUACACGUCGGCCGUGGGCGGCAGAGCGACGUGGAGCCCCUCCGAGUGCCGGGCCGCGGGCCCCGCCGAGCCCGCCGCCCCGGACAAGGAGGCCUUCACCCUGGUGGGCAGAGUCCUUCUGCGGAGCCAGGGCCAGGUGACCUUCAGCCACCGGGGCUUCAGGGCCAGGCCCCCGUUCAGCCCCCUGGACGCCCCGCGCCCCUCCCCGGCUGCCCUGGCCCAGGAGCUCUGGAGCAAGGGGCCGCUGUCCCUGAGCCACGUGGCCCAUCUCAAGAUCUGCGUCACCCACGUGACGGGCGGCGGCGUCCCUGGCAUCCGCCGGCUGGAGGUGUGGGGGCAGCCGGCCAGGACCUGCCCGCAGGAGGUGACGGACAGUGUCCUGCUGGCGGCCGCCACCGCCGGACCCCCGCCAGACCCCGCGCCGCCAGCCGCGGCCCAGCCCAUGGAGAGCGACUGCGCCCCCGGCGGCCCCCCUGAGGGCCACGCGGAUCCCAGCGGCCCACCCGAGCUGGCGGGCGCCCUCGGGGACGUGCCCGAGGAGUUCCUGGACGCCAUCACACUGGAGAUCAUGCCCCGGCCCAUGCUGCUGCCCUCGGGCCAGGUCAUCGACCAGAGCACCCUGGACAGGUGCAACCGCGGCGAGGCCAGCUGGGGCCGCGCGCCCAGCGACCCCUUCACGGGCGUGGCCUUCACGCCGCACUCGCAGCCGCUGCCGCACCCGGCGCUGAAGGCCCGCAUCGACCGCUUCCUGCUGCAGCACGAGGUGCCCGGCUGCCGCCUGCUGGGCCGCGCCCAGGCCGCCCCGGCCGCCCCGGCCGCCGCGCCCGCCUGCAUCGUGCUGCCCGCCCGCAAGAGGAGCCUGGAGCCGGUGGGCGCCGCCUGUGUGCCCCCCGCCAGCCUGCUGGGCGCACCCACUACCUCAGAGCACCCCGCCAAGAAGGCCAGAGGCGCCGCCGAGCCCGGGCUGGCCCACAUGGACUGCGCCCCAGGUCCCAUGUCCCAUGAGCAGAAGUUGUCACAAAGCCUGGAGAUGGCCUUGUCGUCCACCCUUGGCUCCAUGCCCUCUUUCACGUCCCGGCUGAGCAGGGGCCGGCCCCAGCAUGCAGGAGCCGGUGUACCAGCUGUCCUGCGGCCACCUCCUGUGCCGGCCCUGCCUGGGGGAGAAGCAGCGCGCCCCGCCCGCGACGUGCCCGGCCUGCCAGCGCCCCAUCGCCAGCCAGGACGUGCUGCGGGUGCACUUCUGACCGAGCCUCUGCGCCCGGGGAACGCCCAGCGCUGGUCCAGCCGGCCCCCACCUGACCUCCGUCUUCCCAGGGGGCUUUCUCUGUCCCUCCUCCGCCCCCCAUGGAGCACCCAGGCCCUGGGGGAGGGGCCGGGGAGGGGGCACCCCGAUCCUGCUCAAGUGGCAGCAGGAUGACAAAGCCAUAGCCGGGGCUGGGAGGGCCGGCAGUGCCUCUGCCCUUCUGCGUCCCCCUGCCAGAGCCCAGGGCCUGCUAAGCGCCUGCACCCUGCUGAGGGUCUGCACACAGCCCCAUGGGGUUUUUUUUAUUGUGAGUGGAGCACAAUAGAAUGGCCCAGGGUCUCAGCCAGCCGAGUGUCACCUCAAAGUGGACUGCGCCAGGGGUCCGGGGAGUGAGCAACUCUUCCCCCCACUCCGCUGCCAGCCUGCUCGGAGCCUUAAUAAAGCGCUGGUUGACAUCGACUGUGAACUUCCACCUGGCAGU